AUGGGAUCUCCGCAGCGCGACUUUCGCGAUGCGGGUGAUGAAGCGCGGCAUUGGAAGGCGCAGGUGCGGCAGAUGCAGGAGGCAUUGCACGAUGCCGAGGCCGGCCUGCAAGAGUUCAUGGAAUCCAGCAAGGAACUCGAGACGGAGCUCGAGGCGGACAUUGCGCAGAGCACCAAGCGCGCAGAAAAUUUACGCGCGGAGAAUGAGUCGCUGCGAUGCGAUGUAGACGAGUGGCGUUCCAAAUACCAAAAAUCCAUCACGGAGCACAACUCGACAUUGGCCGAUAUGCAUCGCGAGCUCGCGAUGCUGCGCGAAUCGCACAAUGCAUACAAAAGCAAGCUACGGGAUAUGGAACUCGAUAAUGACGAGCUUGAAAAUGCAGAGCGGAUGAUCAAUACGACGCUCGUAGACAUGGAAAUUCGGUACAACCAGGCGGUCGAACGCACCGCCGAGCUCGAGUCCGAGCUGCAGACGAAAGCGCGGCUCGAAGAGGAGAACCAGCGACUAAAGGAUCUGGUGCGCGAUAUGCAAGAAGAGAUGGACGUGCUCAAGGACCGUACACAAACGCUUCAUCCACACGUUCACACAGAGGCGCUGACGCUCGGUGACCUGGUCGUUCACCGCGCGCCUCGGCGCGGCGUUGCAAAAGGCGGUACGUUGGACCGUUUGCGCGAGCACAUGCAGCAGCUGCAGCUGCGCUUGCAAACGGCGCAGAGUGCACCUUUCGCGUCUCGCGCAGAACGGAGUGCAUUGCCCCGUCCUCGCUCAAGUUUAUCGGCGAGCACAAAUGGUGCUGCGUCGCCAUGGCGCAGCACAACACCGAUGGGGCACGCGCCGAUGCGCCCAGAGCGCCCAGAGACUCCGAGUGCGCUCACAAGAGACGAGCGCCGCAAAUCCAAUAGCUUUAUUCCCGUGCCGGCCACUGGUCUCGCCCGGUCUCAAUCGCGCACGCGCACCUCGUCGCGGCUUUCGAUUGCGCCAGAGACAUCGCCGUCGGCUGGGAUGCCGUAUGGGUUCAUGGGCACGGACCCUGCCAUGUCGCCGGUUGCUGCUACGCGGCGUGCGAAUCUUGCGCGGCGCCGGAGCAUGGGCCCCACAGGAGUGUCGAAAGCUGCACUGCCAUCGGUGCGUGCGCCGUCGCCAAGUAAAUUGCGUGCCUCGCCGACCAAGCCAGGGCAAGUCCCAUGGCGCUGA
This is a messenger RNA of Malassezia vespertilionis, 1194 nucleotides long. RefSeq names its product NADH:ubiquinone oxidoreductase (gene NDE1). The record is from RefSeq and is a predicted model, not a curated record. Gene Ontology annotation, molecular function: microtubule binding. Gene Ontology annotation, biological process: establishment of mitotic spindle orientation; vesicle transport along microtubule; microtubule nucleation. The transcript is spliced from 3 exons. The coding region runs from base 1 to 1194 and encodes 397 amino acids. Gene Ontology annotation, cellular component: centrosome; kinetochore; kinesin complex. Lineage: Eukaryota; Fungi; Basidiomycota; Malasseziomycetes; Malasseziales; Malasseziaceae.